AUUUUAUUUAUGAUGCUUAAAAUUAAGUAUUCGUACAUCUCAACUCAAGUACUUCGAUAAUAGAAUGUUGUUAGAUUCGAUGCUGAAAUCAAAUAAUCACAUAUAUUAGGAGAACAGUUUGGAUAAUAAGUGUUUGCUAAAUUGAAUUAAGAUCAUAAGCAUAACAUACUAAAUCCAACAAUGUUAGAUCAAAUUCAUAGAUUUUUAGAAAGUUAUGAUUUAGAUGAGACAGUGAGUAUUAUUUGGUUAGAUUGCUAAUCUAAAGGAACAGAUUUGAAAUGUAUGCGAUUUUGAUAUGAUUUAGAUUUGUAACACUUAUCUUAAAAAGAAAGGAUAGAAUAUAUUAGAUAAAUAUAAAAUAUGGCAGUCUUUUUUGGAAAAUACAAUAAAAUAUUAAUGCCUUUAAUAACAGGAGAAGCUAGUGGAUCAAUGGCAGCAUUAGCAUGUUCAACUCCAUUUUAAUUCUUUGAUUAAAAAGGAGGAAUAAGAUUUAAUGAUGUUAAUAGAGGUUUUGUACCUCAUGCAGGGUAAGGAUAUAUGUAAAUAAAUUAGUGCUACAUAUCAUUUAUCAAGAUUACCAGAUUAAUUAGGUCUAUUUUAUGCAUUGACUGGUAGAUGGUUAAAGAAUGAAGAAGCAUUGAAUACAGAAUUAAUUUAUGGAAAUUUAAGAGAUAAAAAUAAAGCUAUCGAUUUUAUUAAUUAGACAAUAUAAUAAUACACAAAACAUACUACUUUGAAAACAUACCCAAAAUAAGUUAAAAAUUAACUUAUCACUUUCAAAUAUGGUUAAAAGUAAUUCUUGAGGAAAUUAAGUUAAGAAACAAGAGUGAGAAUGAUAAAUGAAGAUGCAUAAUUAGUAGCAUAAGAAAUGUUAUAUAAAUUAAAAAGGUUUUAAGAAGAAAAUCUUAUAAAGAAAAAUGAAAGACGAAAAUAAACAAUUGCUAAUCCAUAUUUUUAAUUUAAAGCAUUGAAUAUUGAAAAUUUAGAAGAAAUGGGAAUAAUAUCAAGAGAAAAUUUAGUUAAAUUAAAUAAGGCAUUAAUUGCUCGAUGUUUUAGUGGGGAUAGUGUUUAAGAAAUUAUGGAGAGAUUAAAAUCAGAAAAAAAUGAAUUUGCUAAAGAAAUAUUAUAGGAAUUAGAAGCUUAACCAAGAUUAUCACUUGAACUUACUUUUAAAUUAUUGAGAUAAGCAUAGAAAUAAUAAUGGAGAGAUUGUCUUUUGUCUGAAUUUAAUGUAGCUUCAAAUUUGGCUAAUAGUGGAUUAAUGGAGAAAUAAGAGAAAGUUGAAAAUAUUGAUUCAUUUUUCAAUCAUAUAUCUCCUUCAAUUGAUUAUUUACCAAAUGCACUUGAACCUGUUAAAGAUUUUUAUGUUGAAUAUCCAGAGAAUAUUAGACUAUUUUUAAAUGAACAAAAUCUUAGAAAAGGAUUAAUUGAUAGAGCUAAUUAAGAAAUUGAUGUAGCUUCAUUUAUGAAAAAUAAUUAACAUAUGUUAGAUGGAUCUAUUAGAGUUUCAGAUUUAAGAAAAAUGAGAGCAGAAAUUGCUGAUUUAAAAAGAGAUGUCAAAAUGAAAAUUGAUAGUUUAAAAAGUAUAGUAGGAUAUGAAGAAAAUCUUUUGAAAUUUUUAGAAGAAAGAUAAACAUAUUUAAAUAAUAUUAAAGAUUUUGGAACUCUUUUAGAUGAAUCUAUGAAAAUCUUUUUUGAAAAAGCAAAUUAAGCUAAAUUUAAUGGUUAUGCUAAUGUUGCUAGAAUUGCAUCUGUUAAACCAAAAAGAGAAUUAUUUUCAUUAGUAAGAAACUCUAUUUUGAAUCAUAAAUUAACAGAAGAAUUUGAUGAAAUAGAGGCUAUUAAAAAAUAAUAAGCAUGGAAUAAAUCAAUGUAAAGAUUACUCAUUUUCCCUAAAGAUGAUAGAAAAUCUUUAUAUGAAAAUGAAUUACCAGAAAAAGUAUCAUAAAUAGUUGAUAGAGAAAUAAAUGAAUAAAUUAUUAGAGCUAAAAUUACAAGAUCUAAAUUAUAUGAAACUAGAUAUGGAGAUCUCUAUUAAGAAUUUAGUUAGUAAAUUGAUAAGUUCUAUAAAAAUGUUAUUUAAAAUGUCACAUAAUAAAAUUAAUUUAGUAAUAUAUAGGAAUACUUAGAAGGAAAGGAAGUUAAAGAAAUUUUAGAUCAAUUAAAAGAAAAUAAAGAUGAAAUUAAUAUUAAUUUAUAAAAAGAAACAAUAUAGUAGGUUAAUAAAGAGGAACUUUUAGAUUAAUUUAAAUAAGAAAUUGAUAAGCUUAAAUAAAAGGAAGAGAUACCAACUAAUUUAGAAGGAUUAAUUUCACAUAAUGAAAAUUUAAAGAUAAUUAUGACAGAUUUUUAUAGAUGUCCAGAUGAAUUUAGACCAAUAUAAAAUAUAUUCGAAUAAAUAUUGAUUUAAAUUUAUAGAAUGAGAGCUAAAAAAUUAAAUAAUUUAAAUGAAUUAGCAGUUAUUGAUGAUUAAAUAAAUGAAGCUUUGACGUUUGAUUCUUUUAAAGUAAUUGAAAGCAAUUUAAUGUUUUCUUUUUCUUAUAUUUUAUUAUGUAAGUUAGAAGAGAUUUAUUGUUUAUUCAAAUAGGGAGGAAAUUAUGAUGUUUAAUCAUUAAAAUUUUAAUAAGAAUUUGGAUUUUAAUUAUAGAAUUUUAAAUAAUUUGAAAGGUUAUUGGAUUAUUUAAAUGAUAAAUUAAGAGCAGCAGCAACAUUAUACAACAUAUAUAGAUAAAAGACUUUGGUUGAAUCAGAUAAAUUAUUGGAUUACAUUUUAACACUCUAAUCAACUAGAUGGCCAAGUUUUAAAUCAAAAGCAAUAUAUACAAAUCGUUUAAGUUUAUAAAUAAAAAAAAACUAUGAAAAUUAACUUGCUGGAUUAGAGGAGAAAACAGUUAGUUAAACUACUCCUGAUGAUGUUUAUGGGGCCUUAGAAACUAAAUAAAAUUAAAUGAGUACUUAUUAUAGAGAAAAUAUUCCAAAAUUCAGAAGAGGUUAAGUUAUGAGAAGAGUUUAUUUUAGAGAUGAUUUACUUUUAGCAACUAAAAAAGAAAUUGAGAUUUAUGGUAAAAUAUAAAGAUUAAAAGCACAGAAAUAAAAGAAAUUAAUCAUAGGUCUUAAUCAUUAACUUAAAUAAUUGGAUUUAAUUGCAGAAAGAUAAGUUGAUAUUACACCAGAAGAACUUUAAUAAGAAAAAGAAGAUUUAGAAAAAGUGCUAAGAAAGAAAUGGAUUAGCUAUUAACCUAUUGAAUAAUGGUUUUAAGAAUUAGUCUAAGAAACUUUAAAUGAAAUUUACAAUCCAGAUUUAAUAUUAUCUGAAAAUGAAUUUAAGGAAUAUUUAUAAAUGAGUUUCAAUGCAUAAAAAAAAUUAUUAGAAUCUUUAAGAGCAGAACUUAUUUUAGGAGUUCAGAAUGAGAGAGAUGAUGUAAUAUAAGAAUUAAAGUAAUCAUUAUAAUUAAUUAUAUAGAUUCAACCCAGAAUUACCAGAAAUAUAAAAUUUAGCAUAGUAAUUAACUGUUGCAGAAUCUUUACAUCUCGAAGGAAAAGUUGAAGAGAUCGAACCAAUUGAAACUUUAUUUGUUGGUAAGAAAGGAACAAUAAUGAAGAUGGGAGGAAAACUACCAACUAAAUUGAAUGAGACUUAAUAUAGAGAAUUAAGAACAAAAAUGAUUGGAAGGGUUGAAUAUUUAGUUGGAGAUUGGGCUUAAUAACCAAAAUUAAUAGAUCAAAAUGAUAUUGAAUUAUUAUAUGAUAAGAUUUAAUAGAUUUAAGAAAAGAAUAGAAAUAAAAAAUGAUGAUUAAUUUAUAAAUUAUAUAAGAG
This is a messenger RNA of Paramecium sonneborni, 3817 nucleotides long. The record is from the annotation of a GenBank genome assembly. NCBI's taxonomy places the organism in Eukaryota, Ciliophora, Oligohymenophorea, Peniculida, Parameciidae.